AUGUCCUUCGAUACCCCUUUGGAUUUUGUGCGGCUGCUACUCUGCUUCACAUCCCUGUCAGCGCUAAAUUGCAACAACAUCUACUGCAAGAAUGAGCCUCCUUCGCCUGCGCUCGAUCUGGCUAGCAGGCGGCUUAUCUCACGGUCAACUAUCGUACGCCUACGACUAUCGCUAUGCAACCCCACUUUGCUGAACAUCCUGAUGUGUUCAACUGCUUUCCAACUCCGCGAUCUCAAACUUACUGCUCAAUUUGAUACGCCUGUCAUGCGAGUCCCAAGUCAAUACCAUCAGCUGCAGUCGCUCGCGGUCACUAUGACUAUAGGGAGACCAUUCGGCGUUGACCCGCCUUCAUUGAGGUUCCAGAAUAUCGUCCAACAGCUGUGCACUGUCGUCACAGCCGCACCCAAACUACGACGACUGCGCUUCAAAUGGAACGAUUUGGGCGAUGCAUACAUCAGGACCACUAUCAUCGACGAGGACCACUUGCCUCUAUGCUUGGAUCUCGAGCGGGCCCUUCUCACCCUUGCUCUCGUGCGAGAUAGUCGAGUUCCUGUCAACAUCACCUUCGUUGUUCCGAUAUUCCAAUCAUCCGACGAAGAUAACGUGCAGCAAACAAUUCAGACGGCAUUUCCGAUGUUAUACAAACAUGGCAUCUUCCAUCUGAUGGUAACACCGGCACUAUUGGGACGCCGUCAUUUCAUGGGGUCCGUAGCAGUCCUCGCAGUGUCCCCAUCCGGCGUUUGGAUCGCAAGCUCCAGCGACCCCCUCUGUUUCGUCCCCACCAUCAUCCUAUGGCCCACAGACGGCGGAGAGGCCGUUCGCGCCUGGACCUCCUUCGUGGACCAAACAGUAACCACGAUCGAGUACGACUGCGCGCGCCCGAAAAUCGCCUUUUCUUUCGACAGCACCCGUCUGGUCUCCAUGGACGGCUGGAGCAACACCGUCGAGGUCUGGGACACCCGCCAAGACACGCGCGCCGCAGCGCUCACCCACGGGGAGCACCACAACCACUGUUCCGCCGUGCUGUGGGCCCGCGACGGCACCGCACUCGCGACGUGCUCCACGGACGGCACGGUCCUCGUGUGGGACAUGCGCACGUACUCCCUCUUGCUUCGGACUUCUUCCGAUGGGCGGACUCUGGAGCUGGCUCACCCCAUCUCCCUCCCCGCCGGGUUCGCAGCUGCUACCACGCCGCAUCCGGACGCAGCGCCCGCGCGCUGCAGCGGCGCUGAGUACGAGUUCCUCCUCCAGCUGCACCUCUGCUCCGCGCACAUCUUUUCCAACGCCCUCUGCUCCGGGACGGCAGCACCCUCGUAUGCUCCGAAGGCGGGCCUGACGACGUCCCUACUGGCGUCGCCGUCGUCGCCACGGUUCACGGCGCGGGUGCGGUCGCGGGCACGAGCGUCCUGCUCCGCACCCGCGGCGGCAGCGUUCGCGGUGUCACCCGACGGCGCGCUUGUCGCGACCGCGUCCGCGAGGGACGGCGCAACGCGGCUGUGGCGAAGGACCGCGACCGGGGCGGACGCCGGCACGCAGUGGGAGUGCGUCGCGCGCUGCGUCGAUUUCGGGGGCCGGUGA
Messenger RNA from Epithele typhae, 1578 nucleotides. RefSeq lists its product as uncharacterized. The coding region runs from base 1 to 1578 and encodes 525 amino acids. NCBI's taxonomy places the organism in Eukaryota, Fungi, Basidiomycota, Agaricomycetes, Polyporales, Epitheliaceae. Gene Ontology annotation, molecular function: protein binding. The record is from RefSeq and is a predicted model, not a curated record. The transcript is spliced from 5 exons.